Molecule: messenger RNA, 2614 nt
Organism: Syzygium oleosum
Lineage: Eukaryota; Viridiplantae; Streptophyta; Magnoliopsida; Myrtales; Myrtaceae
Exons: 3
Coding region: 309-2321 (670 amino acids)
Biological process (GO): endonucleolytic cleavage in ITS1 to separate SSU-rRNA from 5.8S rRNA and LSU-rRNA from tricistronic rRNA transcript (SSU-rRNA, 5.8S rRNA, LSU-rRNA)
Cellular component (GO): nucleolus; 90S preribosome
Source: RefSeq, a predicted model, not a curated record
ACCCAAAAUUCUCUCUUUCUAGGGUUCAUACCGCACGCGAAGAGAGAGAACCAGAGGACGCCGACGAGACAAGCCCCCCGAACGCCGGCGCCGCCACUACCUCCGCCGGGGCGGCGAGGACGGAGAGAGAGCCUGCCUUUCGUUUCUUGAAAAUGAGAGGAUAAACCCUCAUCAGGGCAGAGCUCUUUCUGAUCUCAAUUCAGAGGGCUGCAACCUUGUUGUCGCCCAGUCCUACGUUGAUCAAAUUGUUUCUCCCUUUGUCGUCCAUUGGAUAAGCACACUUGUGAUUGCUGACUCUCGCUUCAGGGAUGGGGUUGAAGCUGUUUGAGGGCGGCGAUUCCGAUGGCGACGAUGUCUCGAAGAUUGAGAUCAACAAAGAAUACGCUCGCCGGUUCGAGCAUAACAAGAAACGUGAGGACCUCCAUCGGCUUCAGGAGCUCAAAAAGAAGGGCCUCGUAGGAGAUGACUCCUCGUCUUCCUCUGAAUCAGAUGACGAGUCCUCCUCCGAGUCUUCAUCGUCUUUGGAUGAUGAUGUUGAUGUGAGUAAGGCUAGUAAGAAGGACUUGGAGUUCUUUAAUGCGCUAAUUAAGGUGCGAAGCCAAGACCCGAGUCUUAAAGAGAAGAAUGUCGCUCUUUUCGAGUCUGAAGAUAGCGACGGUGAUGAAGAGAAGGAGUCGAAGGAGAGAAAACAUAAGCUUUACUUGAAAGAUGUGGUGGCCAAGCACCUGAUUGAGGAGGGACCUGAAUUUGAUGAUGAGCAGACAGAGGCUACUAAGAAGAAGAGCUACAGGGAGGAGCAAGAGGAGAUGAGAAGGGCUUUCAUGGAAGCUGCGGAGGCUGCAGAGGUUGAUGUCGACGAUGGUGAUCUUUUGACAGUGAAGAGGAGAGAUGAUGGUGAUCCAGUCGAAGGUGGUGAUGCUGCAGAGUUUCAGCAGAAGCUGGAUGAAUAUUUUGGCAGGAGCGAGAGUUUGGGUGAGAAUGAGAUGUUUCUGAAGGAGUUCUUUUUGAAUAAGAUGUGGGUUGACAAGGAUAACAAGAGCAAAGGACAUGUUAAUGAGGAGGAGUUGGAAGAGUUGUUGAAGGAUGAGGAGGAGAUUGAGAAGCAAGAGGAUUAUGAAACCAAUUUUAGGUACGAGGAGAAUGCAGGUGACAGGGUAUUGGGUCAUUCGAGGACCAUCGAGGGGUCAGUGAGGAAGAUUGAGAAGGCUAGGAAGAAGCAGAGAGAGAGCAAGGAGGAGAGGAUGAAGGUUGCUGAGAUGGAAAGGAAGGAGGAGUUGAAGCACUUGAAGAAUUUAAAAAAGGAGGAGAUGAAGCAGAAGCUUGAAAAGUUCAAGCAGAUUGCUGGGCUAGAUGAAGAUGAGGACUGCCCAUUGAAUGGAGUUGAUCUUGAUGAUGACUUCGAUCCCGAGGAAUAUGAUUGGAUGAUGAAGCAAGUUUUUAAUGAAAAGUAUUACAACGCAGAUGAUGUGGACCCUGACUUUGGCAGUGACGGAGAUGAAGAAGGUGGAGAAAUUGAAAAACCAGACUUCAAGAAGGAAGAUGAAUUGCUAGGACUACAGGUUGGCUGGGAUGAAGCAGAGUCGAAGGAUGGAUUCUUAGCAGCUAGAGAAAGAAGCUUAAGACACAAGUUAAAUGAUGGAGGUAAAGAUGACAGUGGUGAUGAUGAUUAUGAUGAUGAGAAGGAGGAAGAGGAGGAGGAGGAGGAGGAGGAAGAGAAGGAGGCAGAGGAAUCUGAUCACAUCCCCAAGGCACAGAAUGAAGAAACUAUAUCUUCUGAGGAUGGAAAAGGCAAAAGGAAACGGAAAUUAUCAUUGCUAAAGAGAGCUGAAGAGGCAAUGAUGGAGGAGUACUAUAAGUUAGAUUAUGAGGAUACAAUUGGAGAUUUGAAGACAAGGUUUAAGUAUGCUAAGACUAAACCGAACAGAUAUGGAUUGAGCACUCCAGAAAUUCUGAUGAUGGAUGAGAAAGAACUAAAUCAGUAUGUUUCCUUGAAGAAGCUAGCUCCUUAUAGGGAGAAGGAAUGGAGAGUACACAACAAUCAGAGGCACCAGCUUAAACUCAAGACAAAGGAGCUUCUUGAAGAAGGAAAACGGAGGUCUGAUAAGAAAAAGAGGCGUAAAGAUCAUUCUAAUGCAUCAACUGCUGAAAAGGGUAGCAUGGAAGAUGGAAAGUCACAAAAAGUUGAAUUACAUGAGGAUUCACGUAAAUUGUCUAAGAAUGCAAGGAGGAGGAAACGCCAAGCUGAGGUUAAGUUGUCAAAUUCGAGGCUCAUAGCUUAUGGAAAAAUAACCCCGAACUCUAAGGGUAAAACCAAGCACUAGAAUUCCGAUGUGACUAGCACUAAACCAUGGUGGGAGGACUCUGGUCUUAGAGCUUUCUAGUCAAUAUAUGGGUUUGAGACCCAUUUUGUGGUUCAGACAUAAGGAUGUUAUGUGUUGCAUCUUAAGGAAGAUGCUUAAAUUUUUGUGACGUAUCUGAAUUCUUUCAUCUUUUAGAGAAAUUUACUUAGAAGUUGGAUUUUGCUCAAGUGGAAAAGUUUUUUAGGGGUGACUGGCAUUAAAAUGAAUCUGUUGUAAUGUGAUCUCAAUGAUGAAUGGUCAUUGUGUUAUUUUAA